AUGGGAUACAAGGAGGUAUUAAACAUCGCGGCAACCGGGAGAUGGUUGUGCAAUUUUGUUUUGAUUUACAGUAUUUUAUCGUCGUAUAAUAUUGAUUCCAGUUGUUUGUGUGAAGCUCACGAAUUCGUACUGGGAUGGGAGCUGCCUUGGAACUCGACGGAGUCGCCGUCUGGAUAUCAUUGUCUGGGCCAGCGCAGUGCCAGUGCCGUCUACAUGGCGAUGGACCGGGUAUACAUCGAAGGUAUAAUUGGCAACAACACAAUGGAGUUCAUAAUCACGGAUAGUAAAUGUGACAAUUCCGAGGCAUUGGGACAAGCUAUCGAUUUGAUUAUAUACCAAGAUGUAGACGCUAUGCUGGGACCACCGUGCUCAGGACCAUGCAAUAUUGUAUCCACGCUAGCAUCGUUUAGUGAGUUGGUAAUGACAUCCUGGUUUUGUCCAGAAGUCAUGGAUAUUUCAAAUAAAACGUUGCAUCCGUACACAUCGCGACUAUUAGACCCCAUUCACAAAAUGACUCCACUUGCAGUGACUAUCAUGCAAGAGUUUGGCUGGGAAUAUGCUACGAUAAUCACACAGGAAGAUACGAUAUUCCAAGAGAUAGCCGAUAGAAUCGAACACGACUUGAAAAUAGCAGGCAUGACUAUUUCUACGCACAGCUACUCUGAGCUGUACCGCGAACGCGUAUUCGAAAUUCUGACAGAAGUAAAGGAGACAGCAAGGAUUAUAUUUCUCAUUGUUGGCACAGUGACAGUCCUGGAACAAGAUGAACAAAUGUUCAUGCUGGGUGCAAAACAGAUGGGUAUGACCAACGGCGAUUUUGUCUUCAUUAACUUUGAGAUAUUUACAGACCGACCAGAAACCCAGUAUUGGGCUCCUCUGUUGCCAAGACAUGAAGACAAAACUGCUGAUUUGUUAGUAGCAUACAGGGCAAUGUUACAUGUUACGUACAGUCUGCCAUGGGACGAUGGAUUUACAGAAUUUAUGGAUGAAGUCAUACCAAGAAUGGCCGAUCCACCUUUUUAUCUCAAUAUAACAGAGUUUGAGGCUAGUGUUAUGGCUGGAUAUCUAUACGAUGCUGUUCUGUUAAUUUCUUAUGCUCUUAAUAAAACAUAUGAAAUGGAUCUGCCAAAUCAUAAUUCCUACUUGGUAGCUGAAAAUAUGAGAGAUAUCAUAUUUGAAGGAGUGACAGGCACUGUAAUAAUGGAUGAAGAAGGAGAUAGAAGAUCUAUAUUUGUUUUACAAGAUGUUCAGUCGAUUGAAGAAAAUAAAACUGUGUUUAAAACUGUGGCAUAUAUGAAUGGGAUAAACUACACCUUGGUAAGAAUGGAAGGGACAUUUAUUGACUGGCCUGGUAAAGAGAUUCCCAAGGAUAGGCCUAGAUGUGGGUUCCAUGGUGAAUAUUGUUGGGCGGUUGGUCAGAUUGUUGCAAUGGCUGCUGGUAUUGUAGCCGCUAUAGUGGCCAUCAUUUUUGCAAUUUUAUUCAUAAUCCGAUACAGAAGAGAGACAGCUAGAAGGAAGCAGUGGUUACUACAUUGGGAUGAUAUACAACUGAUCCCUACCUUUCCUGGUACCAGUGAUGGCACAGGACUUCAGAGUCGAAUCUCCAAAUUUAGACUGAAUCGUAAUGUCAGCCAUCCUUCUGCAAUAAGUUCUUUACCAGGAUUAGAGCGGGGAUUCCGAGGUGAAUCAGACUUUGCAGUAGCAAUAUAUAAAGCCCAGACUGUUGCUGUGAAAAGAAUCCUUAUGAAAAACUUCCAUCUCACAACUUUUAUGAAGAAAGAGUUGACCAAGAUGCGAUCCAUAACUCAUGAUAAUUUGAACCGCUUCAUUGGUAUAUGUCCGCCAGAUUCCAGAAACAAUGAAAUGUUAUAUUACGUAACAGAGUACUGUCCCAAAGGUUCACUCAUGGAUAUUUUAGAAAAUGAUGAUAUUAAACUUGACAUGACUUUUAAAUUCUCCUUCUUGGAGGACGUUGCCAGGGGUAUGUACUAUCUACACAAUUCUGAAAUCAAAUCUCAUGGUAUGUUGAAGUCAAGUUUAUGUCUAAUCGACAGUAGAUGGAUAUGCAAAAUAGCUGACUUCGGUCUUAUUGCAGAAGAUAUUGACAAAACUCGAGCUGAAGAAAAAGAAAUGGAAGCCAGAUUUCGAAGAAAAUUAUGGACAGCGCCUGAAUUGCUUCGCUUAGAAUGUCCUUCUAAAGGAAGCCCUAAAGGAGAUGUCUACUCUUAUGCUAUUAUUAUGCAAGAAAUUAUCACAAGACAAGGUCCCUUUCCUGAUUGGGACGGAUCCCCCAGAGAAAUCGUAAGACGUGUAAUGCAGAGAGAAGAACCACCAUUCCGUCCUGAGAUAACACCAGAAAAUGAAAAUCAUCUUACUCUUUCACUUUUUUCACUCAUGACGCAGUGCUGGGAAGAAAGACCAGAAGACAGGCCAGAUUUUCAUACUAUUAGACAGAGACUUAGAAAUAUGAACAGAGGCAGAAAACGUGGUUUAAUGGACAACAUGGUGUUGAUGUUAGAAAAGUAUACUGAAAAUUUAGAAACUAUUGUUGCAGAUAGGACUGCACAGUUGGUUGAAGAGAAACGGAAAACAGACUUACUGCUUUAUAGAAUGUUACCAUUGACUGUAGCCGAGCAACUAAAGAGAGGAGACUCUGUGGUUGGUGAAUUCUUUGUUUCAGUGACAAUAUAUUUUAGUGAUAUUGUUGGAUUUACUAAGCUGUGUGCUAAGCACACACCGAUGGAAGUUAUAGAUAUACUCAAUGACAUCUACUCAUGGUUUGAUGAUGUCAUCCAACACUUUGCUGUAUACAAGGUGGAAACCAUUGGGGAUGCAUAUAUGGUAGUAUCAGGUCUACCAGAAAGGAAUGGUAACAGACAUGCUGGUGAAAUAGCUAGUAUGUCACUUUCCAUAUUAAAAGGUCUCCAGUCAUUUAAAGUCAGGCAUAUAGAUGAAUAUUUACAAGUCAGGAUAGGAAUCAAUACAGGUUCUGUUGCAGCUGGUGUUGUUGGUUCUACAAUGCCUAGGUACUGUCUGUUUGGUGAUGCAGUAAACACAGCUUCUAGAAUGGAAACCAAUGGGGAACCAAACAAAAUACAUAUAUCAACAGAGACAAAGUUUAUUUUAGAUGAACUUGGGGGAUAUUAUACCAAAUCAAGAGGAACAGUAGCCAUAAAAGGCAAAGGUGAUAUGACAACAUAUUGGUUGAUUGGAGAAGACAUUGACAAACAUAAAAUAAACAACAAUAACACUGCUGAUGCACCAGAGAAGAAAUUUUCAACUGAGACUAAUCCCAGUAGUGACAUAAGUGGUGACAGUGUUCUUUCACCUGCUACCAGGGCACCGCAAGAUGGCUACAUGGACAUUGACGAUCUUCUGGAAGUGGAAGAAGAGUUUGGAAGUCUGACAAGUGCAUCUGGAUUCAAGAAACAUCAGAAUAAACAGAAGAGUGAGAGCACAUCUACAGCAAGAUCUAGUGUGCAGUCUGGUCAGGUUACCCCAAAAGACGUCAAAAUCAGUGGAAGUUUAUCUCCCGUAAAAAAAACAACUAGUUUUUCUAUUCCUAAUGGUGGGAAUCCUAAAGGUGGGAGCAACAGCUGA
This is a messenger RNA of Saccoglossus kowalevskii, 3600 nucleotides long. Its product is annotated as atrial natriuretic peptide receptor 2-like. The record is from RefSeq and is a predicted model, not a curated record. Gene Ontology annotation, molecular function: protein kinase activity; peptide receptor activity; adenylate cyclase activity. NCBI's taxonomy places the organism in Eukaryota, Metazoa, Hemichordata, Enteropneusta, Harrimaniidae. Gene Ontology annotation, biological process: intracellular signal transduction; cGMP biosynthetic process; protein phosphorylation. Gene Ontology annotation, cellular component: plasma membrane.